CGGCCGCCGGGCAGUAGCGGCGUAACCUGCCGCCAAGCGCCCGAGCGCCGCACCACGUCCGCGACGCGAUCGAUACCUCCCAACUUGCCCAAUACUAAACAAAACCCUUUACGUAACUAAACUUAACCUUCAAAAAACUACCCGCAGCGGGACGUCCCCAAGGUACCACCAUUCGCGACCCAGCGCAUGUCAACACCAUUAACAUGGCCACCAUUGAAAACACAUGAUCGCUGCCACAGUAAACCAUCGAGCUAUUCCUGGCGACGCCACGUUUCACCGUUUGUGCUUUCGUCGCGAAUGGUGCUAACCUUCCAAACCUUGCAGUGUUACUUUGUGAUAGAAUAACGGCAGUGUAAAUAAAUAACGAUAAACAAUGCGACAAUAUGAAGUGAGUGUUUGAGGUUUGAAGUGAGAGCAUAUGAGAAGAUGACGUCACUAAAGCACGGAGUGAAUCUGAGCCGGCGAGCCUGCAGGCAGAGCCUCGCUGUGCUUGUGGUACUGGCCAGCUGCUUGCCGGCGAGUUGCAACCCUAUUGAAAGCACCACGAAACAGACUCCGUCCAUAGCAGUCGAUGGCAUGUCCACUUACCCUGGGCUGGGGUUCGGCCCUAUGGGCCCUGUGGCCCCGUUACCAGGAGAGCCCCCAGGGACUCAGCUCCGGCAACAAGCGGAGACCACAACUGAGGCCCCGGAGGCCACAGACACGCCCAAGAAAGAAAGGACCCUGGUCAUAGCGGCUUUUGAAUUCCACCGUGUGGAGACGCCAUUUUUAAUUGGAUUGUGGAUCUUCUUCGCCAGCCUUGCGAAGAUUGGUUUCCACAUGGCUCCAAAGUUGUCGAGGAUAUUUCCGGAGUCAUGUCUUCUGAUCUUCGUGGGGGUGCUAAUAGGUGCUCUGCUGCUAAGCACUCAUAGUGUCCAGAUCCAGCCGCUGACUCCUGACACCUUCUUCUUGUACAUGCUGCCGCCCAUCAUCCUCGACGCUGGAUAUUUCAUGCCUAACAGACUGUUCUUCGACCACCUCGGGACGAUUCUUUUGUUCGCGGUUGUGGGAACUGUGUUCAAUACCUUGACUAUUGGAGCGUCGCUAUGGGCUUGCGGACAAACUGGCAUGUUCGGCUGCACGACUCCUCUCCUGGAGAUGUUGCUCUUUGGAGCUCUGAUCUCUGCAGUAGACCCAGUGGCAGUACUGGCUGUUUUCGAGGAGAUCCAUGUCGAUGAAGUGCUGUACAUCGUAGUCUUCGGGGAGUCGCUUCUCAACGACGCUGUCACUGUUGUGCUCUACCACAUGUUUGAGGCUUACACAGAAAUGGGUCCAUCGCGCCUCAUGUACACGGACUUCCUAGCUGGGCUGGCCUCAUUCCUGGUGGUGGCAGUGGGGGGAACUUGCAUCGGCGUGGUGUGGGGCUUCGCCACGGGGCUGGUCACGCGGUUCACUCAUGAGGUCCGGGUCAUUGAACCCAUCUUCAUCUUCGUCAUGGCGUAUUUAGCGUAUCUAAACGCUGAGAUGUUCCAUAUGAGCGGAAUUCUUGCCAUAACAUUCUGCGGUAUAACAAUGAAGAACUACGUAGAAGCGAACAUAUCGCACAAGUCUCACACCACCAUCAAGUACACCAUGAAGAUGCUAUCCUCAUCAUCGGAGACCAUCAUCUUCAUGUUCCUGGGGGUAGCCACGGUUAAUAACAACCACGUUUGGAACACCUGGUUCGUGUUGUUGACCAUUGUCUUCUGUUCGGUGUUUCGGAUUAUAGGAGUGUACAUAUUUAGUACGGUAGCUAAUAAGUUUCGUUUGCACAAAUUAGAUAGAGUCGAAAAAUUUGUUAUGUCCUAUGGAGGUCUACGAGGAGCGGUCGCAUUUGCAUUGGUGCUAUUAAUAGACCCGGAGGUGGUACACUUACAGCCCAUGUUCGUCACCACCACCAUAGCUGUCAUAUACUUUACCGUCUUCAUCCAAGGCAUCACAAUUAAGCCAUUAGUCAAAAUACUCAAUGUUAAGACUGCCGAGAAGAGGAAACCAACUAUGAAUGAGAGGAUACAUGAGCGGUUUAUGGACCAUUUGAUGGCAGGAAUAGAAGAUAUCUUAGGUAAACAUGGUAAUCAUCAUAUAAGGGAUAAGUUCAAGAGAUUUGAUAAUCGGUUUAUAAGACCAUUUUUGCUUAGAAAUUAUCAGGGUGCGGAACCAAAAAUUCUAGAGACGUACUCAAAAUUAGCCAUGAGGGACGCAAUAGAGUAUAUGCAGAGAAACGCGUCCACUAUUGGAAACAUAUCUGGAGCCGAGUCCAUGUCGGCCAUAUUCAAGAACUACACUGGGGGUAACUUCAACGGAAGUCCAAGCUUCAGCCAGCUGGACUCGUCAACGUGGAACAUAGACAUGCAGGAGCUGGAGUACAACCCCAGCAAGAAGGACCUAACUGACGCCAGGAUCCACCACCUGCUGGCCGAGGAGUUGUGCAAGCCUUACAGACGUCACCGUCGGCUAAGUUAUAGUAGGCACGCAGUGAACGACAAGGACCUAGGGACCCAAGUGAACUACAAAACUCACAUGAACAUACGAAGACUCGUUGGCGACAGGAAGCAUCAUCAUAAACGCAGUAAACGCGGGAAGCAGGAUGGCAAAAAUCAUGUAACUUUCCCCGAAUUCCAGCAAAAUGGUUCGGCCAAACAGUUCACGCACGGUAAAAAAAAGUAUUAUAGAUUAGAUUACAUAGACGAGGUCCUCCAGGAGGAGUGUGGGGAAGAAAGGGAGCCUCGACGCGACGGCGACGACGGCGGUAUUACUUUCACUGCCAAAUCCCCGCUGCCCAAUGAGGAUAUCUUAGAAGAGGAUGAGAGGCGGAUGUCAGAUGACAACGACACAUACAUGACAGUGGCAGAAUCAGCGAGGGUCGCAACCCCUACGGCAACAGAGACCAUGCUCCCUUGGAAGAGGGAAGAGGCCGAGGGUGCAGGCGCCCUCAAGCAGUCGGAGUUCCCUGCCUGGGCGUCCAAUAAGGAGUACCUGGCGUAUAGCUCACCUUCUGCUACUUUCUUAGGUGGUAUAGAGAAGCCAAAACAUCCCAAAUCUAUCAUAGGUCUCUUCCGAAGAGAAAGCUCAAGCUCGACGCAAGGUCCGGAGGCGGUCGCUUCAGAUUCGGAGGCGAAUAAGGAUAAGGGGGAGCCGUCUUCAAGCAGAGGAGAAACUAGUGGCCAAAGACAGGGGCCGAGUCUUCUGUCGAAGAGAAGUACGAGUCUGGGAGGGCCCUCUGUUCUGCUGAUGGAAGAUGUGGCGCACUCGGACCCUCUUGGGGCGUCCUCUCGCCCUGCUAGUAUCAUGCAAGGCCCGCAUCGAGGACAGUGCCGGAGAGGAUCUAUGCUGGAGUUGACUGGUUCUCUAUCUCGUGACGCGAUCACCGAAGAGAAGUGCAGCAAGUCACUACCAGAGAGUGAAAGGAUGGGCGUGCGUCGGCUGCCACUAGGCCAGCAAAGUCUCCCCCGAGAGCCCUUCAUUAGACAACUGACCAUGGCCUCCACACUCCUCACCAGCUCAUCGUCUGAAGACUCCUCCGACGAGGGCACCUGAGUGCCCCGACGUGGUGACCACGACAGGUUGCCACUCCUUAAAUAUAAAACCCUUGAGUAAAGUGCGAACUUGUCUACUUACUACUCUGUGCUGUGAAUUUAUGUGGUGAAACUUAUAAUAAUUAAUAAUGUUUACGCUCUCUGUAAAAAUGUGUAAAUGUACAAUGAUUAUAACAAUUAAAUGAGUGAGUUAUGACUGGUACCUCUCUAAAAACUCCUAGCUUUUAUCUUUAUAUACAAUAAACUAUUUUGUUGUGUAGUGGCAAGAUUGUAGAUUCAGUUUUUACCUAAGUUCUGAGUACCUAUACAUAUUUUAAUAACUAAACGGUGAACAUAGUUCAUGUUUUACAUUUUGAUGUAAAUGGAUAGAUGAUCCAAAUUGUUUUGUUCCUCGACCGAACAGGUAGUUAGUUAUCAUAAUGAACAGAUUCCUAUUUUGUCAUAUUAUAUAUCUUAGCUACGAUUCAUUCCAUAACCUUUCAUAUCUACAAACUAAUAGUAAGUAAACUAAUUACAUAAACAGGGUGUAACGAAAUACCAUAACUCAAAGUGAUAUGUUGCUGAAAAUAUUAUCAGUACUUACCUACAUAAAUGUGAUUGCCUGAAUAAUAUUUUUGGUUAAAAUUUUGGGUUAUGAAAAGGUAUUUUGUGACACGUUGAAAGCCACAUUAAUGCUAUGAGGAGUAUUUUUGUAUGCUCUUUAUAAAUUAAUAGACUUUAAAGUAGUAUUAAAUGUAUUUUUGUUUCGAGAUGGCACCUGUUGCCAAUGACAAUACUGACUUUAGCGGUAGGAUUGAACAUACAAUAAUAAGUAGUUACGUAUGUUUUAAUUAGGUAAGUAGGUAGCCUUCCUUCUUUGAAUAAGUAGUCAACAUUUUAAUAAAUGAAACUAAUUUUGUCGUCUUGUUAUCAGUGAAACUGGAAAUUAUGCUCUGUUUUUGUGUCUACCUCGGACAGGUCAUUCAUGCUGGCUUCUAAACUUUUUUUAAAACAGUACUAUAAUGGAAAAAAGCAUCACUUAUGAAAUAAAUUAUUUUAUUAAGUAAAUACAGAGUACGGCAGAGGCGAUAAAAUAAGUUUAAUGCUAAAUCGUGUGUUUUUUAAUGAUGUCAUUGGCAAUUUGAAGUCAUUGGGUUUGUAUUUUGUAUAGACAUAAAAUAAAUAAAAAAUAUGCUUGUAAGUUUUAUUAACGCGAAAUGUUGAAUUGUUACUAGGUAACUAAUUAUUAACAUAUUUACGAUAAGUAGAAUGGUUUGUAAAUUAAUUUUGAGUUGACAAGUGAGAAGUGAUUUUGGUACCUCUCUGUAUCGGUGGGUACAUAGUGUAAAUUCAGGUAAUUUACUUAUUGAACAAGGACGAAAAUGAUUUGUACGAAAAUAUAAAAACACCAAGAAAAGUAAUUAUGCUUAAAACCUGGUAAUUGUAACAGGUAACUAGGUAUUUAAAACAAUAAUUAAGUAUGUUAUUAGUUGUAUGUAUUCUACACGAGAGUCUGCCUACCUAUGUACUUACGACUACAAAAAUCCUCUUGUUUAUUUUGUAAGUGACGAAGAAUCGGUAACUAUCAAUGAAGGACUUUCCAGGGUAAGUUCCCCUCCAAAAAAUGUAGCUCGCACUGUAAAGAAUUAACGUGAUAAUUACCUAGGUAUUUUCUCAUAGCUCAGGACACAUAAUUAUUCAAAAAUGUAAUCUAAUAACAGAGGCAUACAUAAAAAAUAUUGUUGCUUGAUAUUUGGGCCAGAUACGUAUAGAAUUAUGUUUCUACCUGUAUUGCUUUUCUUUAUUUUGAUCAGUAUAAUAAUGGGUGUAAUAACAUGGGUCAUCAUUUAUACCCAAAAACAAAGAUAAAAGAUGCAUAUAUAUGUCUGUUAUCCAUUAAAUUAGAAGGUUAAACGAAGGCAAAUCUGUAGAGCGCCAUAACAUAACAUAACAAAUACUUUAUUGCACAAACAGGAAAAAACAAAAUACAAAACAAAAGAGAAAUAUAAUUAGUACAAUAGGCGGCCUUAUUGCUAAGUAGCAAUCUCUUCCAGGCAACCUAUAGGCCAUUUAUAUUUUUUUGGGGAACAUCGCCUGGAAAUCUGUCAUUGGAAAUAAACCUGUAAGUAAGUACGUAAAGUACCUACAUUGUUUGCAAAAUCACGAAAGUUGUGAUAAUGUAUAAUUAAAUAAAUGUAUAAAAUAAUUCAAUUAAAAAAUAUUAAUACCUCGUGUUAAUGUAGAUAAUGAUCGACAAUAGCGUAGUGCAUUCGUUCUGUUUUGUUUUUUAGGUGGUUAUUUGUUAUAUUGCAGUCGAGAAAUGGAAAAUGUACUCAUGUGAAAAAAACGCCGGUGUGUGUGUCGUGGCCAGAUCUCAGAAUUGAUCAUUUCAUGAUUUUCUCGAUCAUUUCAUGAAAUAGAAUAUCACUCGUUGGCCACAUCAUGAUGUAGUUUGGCCAGAUCAAUGAACACAAAACGUUUAACGAUAUGAACAACUAAAUGGUAAGCAUUUACAUACGUUUAUUCAUGAUAUGGCCAAACGUUGGGAAUCAUAUCGUAAAAUUAGUAACAUUAUCCAACGGUAAUAGCGCUGGUGUCGAUUACAUUCAAAACUUGAUUGAUAUUAUAAUCGAUUAAUCAAUGUAAUUGUACAAUUUUCCAUAUCGAUAGUAUUGAUUAGGCAAAUAAUUUUGAACCUAAGAAAUAAAUCGACUACUUAUUCGAAUUUUCAUUGCACCACAUAGCAUGAACACCGCCUAUAUUAAUGCUAUGCCCAAAUAUUGAUUGAAAUAUCAAAACGUUGACGAUUCAAUGAAAGAUGACUAUUUCACGAAAUGGUCGAACACAUCAGAAAUGAUUCUAAUAUCUGUCCAUGACACGUAUAUUAUAAUUAAAUACAACUGCCUAUUGGGUUGGAUGGAGAGGUUAGAGUAGAACCAAAAAUAGAGGAUUAAAUACGGUACCUAAGUAGUGAAUGUUGAGUAUGGCAGAAGAGGCAUGAAAGUAGAAGGAUUAAUGCCGUAGAAAUGUGAUCGUUGCGCAGCAUCUACGGUGUUAAAUUGAGUGAUAGAGUGAGAAACAGUGUUAAAAGAGAGAGAUGUGGAGUUAAAGACGAUAUAGUGACUAAGAUUGAGAAGGGAACAUUAAGUUGCUUUGGACACAUAGAACGGAUGACGGAUAAUAGGAUUACGAAAGCAGUAUAUAAAGCGAAGGUUGAUGGUAGCGCUGGCAGAGGAAGACCUAGAAGGACGUACAUUGACCAAACUGCAGAUGUCCUUAAAGGUUCAGUACGAAAUACUCUGAACCGGCGUGCGUGUAUGAAACGAUUAAUGAAUGUGGACGAAGCAAGGAAAGUGAGUCAGGAUCGAAGAAAAUGGAAAUCCAUAGUCUCUUACCCCGGUGGGAAAUAGGCGUGAGUAUUAUAAUAUAUAUAUAUAUAUUAUAAUACAAGUUUACAAAAAAUAAGAAUAGGUAAUAAACGAUUAAAACUAUACUACUAAAACUAAAUUAAAAAGCUCAUAUAUAUAUAUAUAUAAACCUAAGUAUUAACCUAUAUAAAAUACAAGAUCGUACUUACCUAAUGAAACAGCUUGAUUGACUGCCUAUCUACGUCAAGCUUAAAAAAACAGUUUCUGAUAGCAUUAAUUUGCUGAAUAUCAAACGUCAGACUGCUCAAUAAGCCAGAAAGUAACAUGUAAACUUUUCUCAUAAGUAAGAUAUACUCCGUCUUUGGCUUCAUCGCAGUUGGUUAUAGAGUUACCUACUUACAGACAGUUAUCAAUCACCCGACGAAAAUUACUAAUGUAAUAAGUUCAUCGCAGCCAUUUUACGAUUUUGUAUGAAAAGUGGUUACAAGUCGUGUUCUGAUUGACUGGCUCUGCCCUGCGGGCACUACGGGCGUGAGUUUGCUUGUGAAGAUUUUAUAGGUUUUGAUUCUGUUAUUUGGUUGUACUCUAACAAAUAGUAUAAUGUAAACAUCACUACCAAUUUAAAUCUACCUUCUAUGGUAAAGAUACGGUGUGUCAAUUGAAAAUAAUAGUGCCUAGUCUAGAAUAUCUACACCGCUCAUUGUUUUAAUGUAUUAUUGUUAUACUAUUGUAUCAUAGACGGAAGAUAAAUCACGAAUAUGGUUUACGGUGUAAAACUUCUAUGAAAUAAACAUUACAUCUUGGCGA
Messenger RNA from Pectinophora gossypiella (pink bollworm), 7708 nucleotides. RefSeq names its product sodium/hydrogen exchanger 3 (gene Nhe2). Gene Ontology annotation, biological process: regulation of pH; sodium ion transport; proton transmembrane transport. Lineage: Eukaryota; Metazoa; Arthropoda; Insecta; Lepidoptera; Gelechiidae. Gene Ontology annotation, molecular function: sodium:proton antiporter activity. The record is from RefSeq and is a predicted model, not a curated record. The coding region runs from base 427 to 3555 and encodes 1042 amino acids. Gene Ontology annotation, cellular component: membrane. The transcript has 19 exons.